GCAAGAUUGGCAACUCUAUUUGCAAAAUCACGACGUGCCUGUAAAAAUAAUUCUGUACGUCAACAACUAGGAAUUUCUUAAGAAAUCAAUUUAAAGUUCUCCUAGUGUUUAGUAUAUUUAUGUGUAAAAUAAUAAUCGUUUUUGGUUACUAAUAUCCAGUGACAGAUAUUUUUAGAACAAUUUUAUUCCUUGAUUUUGGGGGCGCCAUUUUGUAUAUGCCGGUGGAUUUUACGGUGGACUGUCAAAAAAUAAAAGUGUCGGGCGAUAAAAAGUCAUUUUAUGUACUUUUUAAGACGUCCUUUCCUCUAGAAACCCACAAAGUUGGUCAAAUUAUGAGUAUAGAGUUGAACCUACAAUGUUAAUGUAAAAACGAAUCAAAAUAUGACUAUUGCAACUAGGGCACAAGGAUUGACAGGAGAUAGUGUUGAACCUCAAGGAUCUUCUCCUGGACCAUCUGAGAACAACGUCGUCGAGGAAAUCCAAGAUGAAAACUUCGAACCGGAGUUCCCCAAAGAUAAAUUAGCGUCACUGGAUGAAAAAAUAUCGAGCUUGCGAUGGGUGGUGCCGGUCCUGGCCGACCAGGAGCUAGAAUGUCUACUGAAAGUCUCCAUAGACUUGGCCCGAAAAAAUCUCGAUACAAGAUCCGAAUCUUGCCAGAGGUUCUUCAGGGAGGGAUUGACGGUGUCUUUCACGAAGAUAUUGACGGACGAUGCAGUGUCCAGUUGGAAACCGAAUAUUCACGCCUGCAUUUAUCAAAACUGCCUGAAACUCAUAGAGCUGUGCGUGGUGAAGCUGCCUCAAGACUGGUACCCUCUAUUGGAUUUACUCGCCAUGGUUCUUAAUCCGAAUAACAAGUUCCACAGCUUCAAUUCUUCUAGACAGAGCGAAACGGCCGGUCCGAAUUGUAAUUUAUCCGAAGAGGAGCUCUUCGCUAGACCAUCGAGCGACUUGAGGAAUCCCAGAGGGUGGUUGGUGGACCUUAUCAACAAAUUCGGAGAGUUGGGCGGUUUCCAAGUUUUAUUAGAUAGAUUCCAAUCGGGGAAAAAUUUAAGUAUUUCUAUAGUGUUCGCUUUACUGAGGCCUUUUGGGUUUUGCUUUGAAUUUUUGACGGUUCACAGUAUCAACAAGUAUAUAUUGCCUAUAUUAGAAAUGAUUCCUGGUAUAUUAGAUAAAUUAUCGGACGAAGAAUUGAAGAAGGAAGCGAAAAAUGAACAAAAAAGCGAUAUCGUCUCGGCUAUUAUAAAAUCGUCUAAGAAUUUGGCAUCUAGAGUACCCAAUCAAGAAGAACUUAUUAGAACUUUAGAAGGAUUUAGAUUGACUAUGAUAUUAAGACAGUUGCAAAUCUCCAGCUUUAACGGAAAGAUGAACGCUUUAAAUGAAAUCAAUAAAGUUAUUUCGAGCGUUAUUUAUUACCCGAAUCGACACCACGGAAUGGAAGAGGAGGAAUAUCUCACGCCCGAACGUAUGGCCAAGUGGAUUAAUGAAAAUAAAGUAUUAGAAAUAGUGUUAAGGGAUUCGCUACACCAGCCGCAGUACGUAGAGAAACUCGAGAAGAUACUGAGGUUCGUCAUCAAAGAGAGGGCGUUAAGUUUGCACGAUUUGGACGCCGUUUGGGCAGCUCAAGUCGGAAAACACGAAGCCAUAGUUAAAAACGUCCAUGAUUUGUUGGCUAAACUCGCUUGGGACUUCAGCGCCGAACAAUUAGACCAUUUAUUUGAGUGUUUCCAAAACAACUGGACUUCGGCGUCGAAGCGACAGAGAGAAAGACUUUUAGAACUGAUACGUCGAUUGGCGGAGGACGACAAAGACGGCGUCAUGGCGCACAAAGUUUUGACGCUGUUUUGGAAUCUGGCACACGCCGAAGAUGUCCCAACCGAAAUAAUGGAUCAAGCUUUAGCUGCUCAUGUUAAGAUAUUGGAUUAUAGUUGUUCACAGGAGCGGGACGCCCAAAAGACAGUUUGGUUGGAUAAAUGUGUGGAAGAACUGAAGAACGGAGAAAUGUGGGCGCUUCCGGCUCUCAAGCAGAUCCGUGAGAUUUGCACGUUAUACGAACAGAACACGAACGGCAGCCACACUCAACGUACCCACCACAUUUACUACAGACAAGAAGUGAUAGAACGAUUGCAAAACCAGCAUUCUCUAGUUAUAUUAGUAACCAACAGCCUUUGUAGUUAUAUGGAUAGAUUAAGAGAAUUAAUCAAAGAGAACCCGGAAUUGACCAGCGAGACCUACAUACCCGACGGACGGUACGGCCACACGCUGCAAGUCCAGGAAAGACUGAAUUUUCUUAGAUUCCUCUUAAAAGACGGACAAUUGUGGCUAUGCGCCGAACAAGCGAAGCAAAUAUGGCAGUGUCUCGCCGAGAACGCGGUUUUCCAGAGCGACAGAGAAGCCUGUUUCAAGUGGUUCUCUAAAUUAAUGGGAGACGAGCCUGAUCUAGAUCCCGGCAUCAACAAAGACUUCUUCGAAAACAACAUAUUACAGAUAGAUCCGAUAUUGCUCACAGAAAGCGGGAUCAGAUGCUUCGAACGAUUUUUCAAAGCGGUUAACGUGAAGGAAGGCAAAGUGAAAUACAAAAGAAGGUCCCUUCUAACGGAAGAUCCCGAUCUAAUAGGUCUCGAUUAUCUAUGGAAAGUAGUUACUUUGUGCCCAAACGAUAUCGCUACCAGAGCGAUCGAGCUUCUUAAAGAAGUUAGUACCAACCUCGGUCCUAGAUUGACCCAAGCGCAGUUGGUGUUCCACGAAAACUACAUCACCGAAUGCUACGACAGGCUUCGAGCUCACUACGACACGUUAAGUAUCUUGCAAAAAUCGACCAACGACAAAGAAUUCGACUCGGAGCAACUUCAAAACCGCAUUAAGUCGGAAGCCGUGAAAAUAUGCAGGGUAUUGAAGGUUCUACACGAGUACAUCAGCGAAUGCGACAACAGCUUCGUGGGGGAACGUAAAAUUCUUCCGUUGCACAGAGCUUGCUACGGCAAACACAUUACUCUGAUCGUGCGGUUUUCUAGUCCCAACAGGCAAGUCGAAGACCUGGAACUGUACACGCAUUCGAACGAUACUCUAGCCUCUUUGAGAAAAUACAUUUUGAAACGAAUCAAGCCUGGUAUAUAUUGCAAGCUCGAAUUGUUCAUCAACGGCGAGCCUUUGGAGCCCGCCGAGGACAAGAAACUUCUUUCGCAGAUACCCAUCAGGGACAAAAUGUUAAUAUCAGCAAAAAUAGUUCAAAUGAACUCGAAUAUGGCGUCGUCCCAGGACAGUAGUUCGGACAGUUCGACCUCUUCCCCCCACCACCCGUACGACGGUCCAAACGUCGAAGCGGAGAAUCUGUUACCGGGCGUUCUGAUGUCCCAACAACCGUUCUACGCCCAAUUCUUCUGCCAGUUGAUGAACGUAGGAAGCACGUUGCCGUUUGCGAUGUUGAGAGAUAUGGGGCACGCGCUUCUUCAGUUGAUGCCUUGCAAUCUGAUGACGAUGGAGAAACUGAGGAUUUUGUUUUCUGCGCCGGGAGAGCAGAACAUUUCGAUGGAUAGCAUGUUUUUCAGCGCCUCGCCUUCUGAAGUAUUAUACAACUUGGAAGUCCUCUACACUAUGUUAAUGCCAGCCAUAGACGCCAUCUCCGAAAAAUCGUACGAAUUCCAGUACAGCUUCAUGAUAUCCGGAGAAGCCCACCUCUUCCUCGAGAUGUUGACGAAGAAUAACUUCAUGUCGAGCGCCGAUAACGUUACCAGACGUUCGGCGUAUCUAGUUGUCCUGAAAAUAUGUAAAUUGAUACUGACAUCUGUCGCGCACGUCCUGGUAAGACUGAGUGAAGAUCACACUCCUCCAGAAAAUGAGGCUUUCAACGAAAAUACCACUCCACCGGGAACCUUUUUGAGACAGGCAUUACGAAAUGUUCCUGGACACUCGGAUCAUUUACUGCGACAAGUUUCCAUGAAACUAGCUCAAGGUUUAGCGCAAUUGAUGGUGUCCGAAACGGGAAACACCGGCCAAGCUCAAGCACUGUUCAGUCAAGCGUUGAAUUGGGAACUGCCAGACCUAGCCACGACGUUGGCUUUGGUGCGGCUGGUUUGGGCAGCGAGCAGCAACAAUCUCGGCGCUGUCAACGCCUCGUUGGAAAACUUGCACUCUUUAUCCGAAGCCAGCAACAAGAAGAAGUCAGAACUAGUCAACGACGACGUGCUCCUCUGCAAAGAAGCUCUGGAACUGCUCAGUACCGCCGUCGUGCUCAACCCCAGCAGUUUGCAGCACUUGUACCAGGACAAUUGGUGGCCUUAUUUCGUUACGGACUUGGUGCUAGUCAAUCCGAAUUGUUCCAUAAGAGUCGCAGCUGCCGAACAGAUGAUCAUUAUAUGUUCUUGCGGCGCUAGCAGUCAAAUGGCUUUGCACGUCAUCAUGCCGUUGCUCUUUUCUCUCAUCAAUACCAUCGUAGUCGAACACGCCAACACGUCCCACGAGUUUUUUCAACUGUUAUGUCGUUUAGUCAAUGUAGCGUACCUUACCGGAUGUCCCAUCAACGGUGUGGAGACCCUACUGUCAAAUGAGGUUGCGUGGUUACGAAAAGCCAGAGACAAACACGAAGUACUGAUCGAAGGCCAUCUCCUUCUCGCCAAAGAGCUCCUUUUGCUGAUCUCCUCAGAACAGAAGUGCGAACUGGGUAGUGCUGAGUCCGGCAGUCUGAUUAAAGAAUUGCUCGAAGACUUCCUGUUUCCCGCCAGCAAGUUGAUGUUGAGAUUACACAAAACGGGUCAGCUGGGCGAAGACCCGGCCAUUCCUAUUUGUGAUACUCCCCAAACUCAGGCCGCAGCAUUCGAUCUGUUGGUAUCACUGUGCAUGAACUGUGUACAAAACUACAAACAGCUGGUUAAUAUGCUCACGGAGAUGUUUUACAACGAUCCUGACACUGCAAUCUCGGAAUGGGACUACCUUCCGGCAGUAGGGCCGCGUCCAUUCCAAGGUUUCGUAGGUUUGAAGAACGCCGGAGCUACUUGUUACAUGAACUCAGUCUUGCAGCAACUCUACAUGGUCGACAGUAUUAAAGAAGGCAUUUUGGCAGCAGAAGGAGCAGCUACGGACCCUAACGAGGAUUUCACCGGUGAAGAGAGACUGGAUAUGGACGUGGAUUGCACUGAUGAUAGGAAUAGUUUGGACGAUAAUAGGAAGGACUACAACGUUGGGAUUUUGAAGCAGGUCCAGGCUAUUUUCGGCCAUUUGGCCUGUUCUCGCCUUCAAUAUUACGUGCCUAGGGGACUGUGGAGACAUUUCAAACUUCAAGGCGAGCCUGUGAAUCUGAGAGAGCAGCAGGAUGCCGUGGAGUUCUUCAUGUCGUUAGUGGAGAGUCUGGACGAAGCUUUAAAAACAUUGGGACACGAGCAGAUCAUGUCGAAAAUUCUUGGAGGUUCCUACUCCGAUCAGAAGAUCUGCAAAGGCUGUCCUCAUCGUUAUUCCAAAGAAGAACCGUUUAGUGUGAUUAGUGUAGAUAUUAGGAACCACAGUAGUUUGCCGGAUUCGAUGGAGCAAUAUGUCAAAGGUGAAUUAUUGGAAGGCGCCGACGCUUACCACUGUGAAAAAUGCGCGAAGAAAGUAGUGACUGUUAAACGACUGUGCGUGAAAAAACUUCCCCCGAUUCUAGGUAUCCAAUUGAAACGAUUCGAAUACGAUUUCGAACGAGUAUGCGCGAUCAAAUUCAACGACUACUUCGAGUUUCCGCGCGAACUCGACAUGGAACCGUACACCGUGUCCGGUUUGGCCAAAAUCGAAGGGGAAAUUAUAGACUGUGAUCUUCAACCUACCUCCACCGAGGUCUGUACCAAGUAUCGUCUAUCUGGUAUCGUCGUCCAUUCUGGACAAGCUUCAGGUGGACAUUAUUAUUCGUAUAUUAGAAGUAGAGAUCCCUCGGGAGACGUCAGAUGGUACAAAUUCGAUGACGGCGACGUGUCGGAGUGUCGAAUGGGCGAAGACGAGGAAAUGAAGGUGCAAUGCUUUGGCGGCGAUUAUAUGGGUGAAGUUUUCGAUCCCAUGUUGAAGAGGACUACGUAUAGGAGACAGAAAAGGUGGUGGAACGCCUAUAUGUUGUUUUAUACCAGGCAUGAUGUUGAGGAGGAGAGUGCCUUGAAGAUGAUGAACCAAUUGACGAUUUCCGGUACGAGAAAAGAAACACAUCUCAAGAUGCCGAUAGCCAUAGAAAACAGUAUAAGAAAGCAAAAUAUCAAAUUUCUACACCAUAGGAGUCAAUUUUCUUUGGAAUAUUUCACGUUCAUCAGAAAACUGGCGACGAGUUCAGCUCAGGGCAAUACUAGACUUAGUCAACCGUUGCCAAACGAUCAAUUAGAACAACAGUAUCUACUCAGUGUUCAACUAGUCAGCAAAUUCCUUUUUCAUACUGGGUGGCAUACGAAGAAGAAUCUACGAGGACCUGCCAUGGAAUGGUGUGACGUCCUAUGUUUGCAUCUGCGCACCUCGCCUGUGAUACGUUCCUGGUUCGCACACUGCAUGCUCUUCGAGCACAUGAGCCGUUUCUGCGAAUACCUGCUGAGUUGUCCUAGCAACGAAGUCCGUUCUGCAUUUAUCAAGAUCGUGGUAUUGCUCGCGCACUUCUCCAUCAACGACGGACCGUCGGCUUCUCCGGCGGCCCUCAACAGCACCGCCACUGGCUCUUUGAGUGAUCACAUCCUGUGGGCGUUGCUCAGUCUGCUGCAGAGGGAGGUCAGCGAGCACGGGCGGCAUUUGCCGCACUAUUGUACGGUGUUUCACAUGUACGCCAAUCAAGGUAUUCAAGAAAAGACGCAGCUGCUGAGGAUGAACGUGCCGGCGACCUUUAUGAUGGUCGCUCUAGACGAAGGUCCCGGACCAGCCAUAAAAUAUCAAUUCACCGAAUUAGGAAAACUUAAUCAAUUAGUCGCUUGUUUAAUUCGAUGCUGUGAUGUAAGCAGUAAGUGCCAGAACAGUACCAACGGUCCAGUUUUACCCAAUCCCUACAAAGAUCCCACCAUACAGGAAUACAUCAUGCCAAUCUCCUCGCCUGCCGCCGAAAUCCUAUUCAACAGGAACGUAUACGUCAAGAAAGUGAUCGAAGAUACGAAUCUGACUGAAGACGCGAUCAAAUUCUUGCAGUUCUGUUCGUGGGAAAAUCCUCAUUUCUCCAGGGCGGUAUUAUCGGAGCUCCUGUGGCAGAUAGCCUACGCCUAUUGCCAAGAACUUAGACACCACAUAGAGAUCUUAUUGUCAAUUUUGUUAAUAGAAGAUUCCUGGCAGAAUCAUAGAAUACAUAAUGCCAUUAAAGGUGUUCCGGAAGAGCGGGAAGGUCUUCUGGAAACCAUCGUCCGUGCCAAGAAUCACUACCAGAAGAGGGCGUACCAGUGCAUCAAGUGCAUGGUGGCGUUGUUCAGUCGUUCGUCGGCGGCUCAAGCUAUGCUGUUGAGACAGGCCGAAGUGAGGCGAUCGUGGACCUCAGCAGUAGCUUGGUUACAGGACGAGCUGGAGAGGAAGUACCCCCCGAAUGCUCAGUACUCCUACAACACGUGGUCGCCUCCGGCACAAAGCAACGAAAGCUCCAAUGGAUAUUUUCUUGAAAGAUCAAACAGUGCCCGCAAGACGUUAGAGAAGGCGCUAGAACUGAUGCCUGAGACCGAAAGAGAAGAGGAAGUGGAAGAGACGCACUCGCAAGAGGAGCCGUCGCCGCCCUCCGAGCAGCAUUCGCAGCAGCACACGAUCGCGCAGCCGCAAAAUGUCGAUAACAACGCGCCGUCAGAGCUGCCGGAUGUAACACAGCACUGCGAAAACCAGCAGGACAGGUAAAAGAAAUGACGGACGGGACGGCGGUUGUCGAGCAUUUCAUCCACUUCUAUAAGCUUUGCACGUUAUAUAAAACGGGCGAUAGGAAUGUGAUAUGUAUGUAUAUAUUAUAAAAAACGUUAACACACGCAUUUUAUAUUGGCUGGGAAGCAUUUUUCUCUUGAGCAUGUUCCUCAUAUUUUUUUGGUUUUUAAUCCGCAAGUCUAAAUGUAAAUACCGAGGCAAAAAAUACGACGAACCGGACUCGGAAAUUGACUUUCGAGGUCCCGCUUCGAGAUAGUUAAGAAAAAAUGGUCACUUUUCUAUGUAGCACUCUUUUGUAUAAGAAUGAAAUAUAAAUUGAGUACAGUUUCAUCGACUUUAAUAAAGAACACUCAGUAUAUGUAUGGAAGGAUGUAGCUAACGCUUUUUUAGCAAAAUAUUUAAGUACACAGUUUAUCUUUAACCUCGUGAGAAAAUUUAAAUGUAAAUAUCUAGGGAAAAAAUGUGCUCUGUAUACUAGGUUUGUACUGGCGCGGGUAGAUCAGAAGAAUAAAGGAAAGAAGUGACGAUAUUGAUGAGAAUUUGUCUUAAAUAGAACCAAUAUUUAACAAACAAAUUCAUUUUGGCAUUCUGUUUUUCUAAACAGUUUUAUUAAUCUUAAUUACACUUCAAAUUUUGAUUUUAUUUAAUGAAAAACUUGUGUAGGUACGCCCUUGGUUUUAAAAUCGUUCAAAAAACAACUCGUUCUCUUUCUUACAUUUUUCUCUAUUCAUAACUACAAAAAACUUAAAUUUAUAACCCCUUUAACGUUUGAAGAAGACGGUUGCUACGAAUUCGUUUCUUUAUAUCACAUUUCACAGAUUUCCUCAUCAUUUUUAUGUGCUAUAAACUACUGGUAGUACUGGUUUUAAUUAUUUAAUGAAAAAAUGGUUUAGACACGUCCCUGACUCCGAAAUCAGAAUAGCGGGGUGUUGCCGCGUUAUUGAUAACCCCGAAACCACAGAGAAGGUCCUGAUAAAAACUUUUAUAAGAUGUUGCGAUAAAUUCAUCUCCUUUUAUCACAGUUCAUAGAUUCUCACUUCGUAUUUAUGUCGUAUAAUCUUAUGGCUUUAUUUAUUUAUUAAAAAAAUUGUUUAGGUACGCCACUGACUCAGAUAUCGUUAAAACAGCGCAUGGUUGCCGCGCUUACAUUUUUUCCUAUUAUUAACCACGAAACCACAAAAAAAAAUUUAUCAAACCUUUUAUAAGUGUGGGUGUGCCGAACAGCUGAGGCGGUAUGCUGUCCGACUUCCACCCAGAAGCAGAGGUGUUACCAGGAUGACCCUAAGGGAGGGUUACCUACUUGAUGGUCUCUGGGAGGUAUGAAAUAGUAAUGGUGUUAAGCGUAUAGACCUCAAAGUACAUCCAAAUGGGGGGGGGUUAUAACCCCCAAAAACCAUCCCCUGGUUACGCCUAUGCCCAGAAGACCGGGGAUCGAAUCCCGCGCCUGCGAGAACAUCUAAACAUUUUUAGAAAACGUCUACAGGCAGAAGGUCGACUCAGCCUGAAUAAAAUGAGUACCUUGGGUAAAACCAGGGGUAAUAAUAUGCGGUUGAAGGCUAGCACUGGUCCUGUUACUUUCCUUGUAUACCGUAGACCCUAGAGAUAGCAGACUACCCUGCUAUAACCAUACACCCAAAGCCGCGUUAACGGUAUAAAAGGGAGACUAUUAUUAUACCUUUUAUAAGACCAUUGUAAUGAAUUCGUUUUUUUAUAUCGAAGUUUAUAGAUUGCCACUCCUUUUUUUUUAAUGAUAUUUUAAUCAUUGUCAGUUUACUAAGCGAUUUAAAUAUUCCAACUAUGUAUUUAGAAAGGAAUAUUGUAAUAUCACAAUUUUUACUGAAAAUUAUAAAAUUGGCAACGCCGCGCUGUCAUUUUCACGUACAAACCUACACUGUUGCCAAAAAACUUUUGUUUUGAAAAUACGACAAUUUUAGAAUUAUUUCUUAUUGUUGCAUAUUCUUUCGCUAAUAUUAAUAAAUAUUUUAAAUUCCUCUUUUAAUCAUCGACAGCUUUACUAACAUUUAUUCUUCUGAUGACUACUCACGCUGUUGUUCAGUAGUUUUCUCAUUUUGUGAUAUUUUUUAAUUUUACGUGAUGGUUAAAUGGUGUUUUAGUUCGAAGAUGCACAUAAACGCAGAAACGUUUGUCUAACAUCUUGUAAAAGACUGAUUUGGAUAUCGGUAUUUGUUCUAACACCCUAAACAUUGAAGCCGAGAGCUUUCUAAAUGUAGCGAAUGAUAUUUUUUGCCAGAAGCAUGGUAAUAACAUUUUUUAUCAUUAAUAGUGUCAUAUAGGGAUUUUCAUUCACAGUCAUUUGUUUCGAGCUACUGUCACAAGUCGUAUAAUCCGUAUAUAUUAAUAUUAUACACAGAUUAUACAACAUAUGAGAGAAGCUCGAAACAAAUGACAAUCGAUGAAAAGUCUUAUUAACGACAACUGUAAUUAAUCAAUUUAUUUUACUGUACAAAAUAAUCAUCGUAUGCUUGCUUCUGUUGCUAAUAAUUAAGUCCAGAUUGUGUCGAAUUAUUUGGUGAUGAAUGAUCAAUAUUUUAAAGUGGUACCUCUAUGGUAGGUCCAGAUUUUGUCGAAUGAUUUGAUGAAGUUUAUAAAACUUCUGUGGGGAUUCAUUUACACUGCGCUCUUGUUUAAUCAUCAAUACUCUAUCUUGGACUCCUUAGUAAACAUAAUUUUUCAAAGUAUUUAAGUUUAUAGCGAUUUUUUUGGGGAAAUUGUGCUGUCACACUCUACUUUGCCAUAAUUAUUGUGAAUUUUCUUUUUGUUACACAUAUUUUCACGUACACCCAUCGCCGAGUUGAAAAAAAAAAUGGAUUAAUUUGUGUUGUAACACGAUACCAAAAGCUUUCUUGUCAUCUAUAAAUACUCUGAAAUUUGCUGCCAUAUUUUUGAAUGUCAUUCUUUAUUUAAUAUAUUUUCCGAGUUGUGUAGAUCUCUACUGUUUUUUUUUAAUAAAAUUAGACUAAUUUGUGAUGUACCAAAAGCAUUUAUUGACAUCUAUAUACACUGUAAACCAAUAAUUUUAUACCCUACUUGUUUAUUUUUUCCUUUAUUAGAUAUACUUUCCGAAUUGUGUGAAUGUAGUCAAAUUGUUUUACAGAAAGUUUGAUUAAUUUGUGGUGGUACACCCUACUAAAAGCUUUCUUGGUGUCUAUAAACAGUUUUUUUAACGCGAUACCGUUAUUGUUAAUUUUUCGCGAUUUUUCCUUUAUGCCAAAUUUUUUUACAAAUUGUAUAGGAAUACGGUUUUUUAAAGAAAAUUGUCUCUCGUUUUUGGGUUUUCACCCAUUUUAAAAAAAGUUGGUGAAAAAGGUUGAAUUAUAUUUGAACGUUUUCACAUUUUUUUAAAAUGGAUGAAAACAAUGUUUUUUACUUAAGUUUUUUUCUUUUAAAUAAUUUGUUUAUUAUAUUCAUUUACAAUAAGUUAAAUAUUAUAAUGUUUUCUACUUUGUUAUUUUCUUUUUUAAAUCUACUUUGGCAACGCUGUGCUGAGAAAGCCCUACCUACGACAUGAAGUGGGUUGUUCGCGCUACCUCGCUUUGCCGGCGUAUAUCUUCUAACCCGUUUUAAAUGUAUAAUAAAUACAUGUCUCUUUGUCGCUCUUAUUAAAGGCGCAAACCAGCCAUGAGAAAUUUCUCAAUCGGUAGAUGGUUCUUUAUAUUAUAUAUCAUAUAUGUAAUUCAUAAUUGUUCUCAUUUAUAGGGCCUAGUAACUUCCUUUCAAAUAUGUCCACACAGUUUACAGAUUUUUGAGUCAAUACCAAAGUUUCAUAUGCAUAGCUCACUAUCGGUCUGAUUGUGGUCUUGUAGAUUCGUAUCUUAGUCCUUUGAUGUACUCUCGUGAUUUAAAUAUGUGGUACAUAGCAAAGUAUGCCGAUAUUGACUCCUAAAUAGGUAAAGCUAUCUACUUUUUCUAAGUUGUCAACUGUCAGGUAGGGUCGUGUUGCUCUGUUCGAUCGGCUUUGUACCAGGAUUUUAGUCUUUUUGUGUUUAUUGACAGACCUACUUGUCUAACACGUGAUUUAAGUUCCAUAUACGUAUUCUCGCCCGUUGCUUUGGUUCUGCUCAUGAUAUUUAUGUCAUCUGCGUAUGCUGCCAGUUCGACUGAUUUGUUGAUGUGUGAUGUUUUUCUAAUUAUGUAUUCCAGUGCUAAAUUAAACAGUAUUGGUGCCAGCCACCCUGUUUUAACCCUUGUGUUAUUUGAAACGGGUCUGUCAUCUCAUGUUGGUAUAAUGUUCAUGUUCUGUGUGGUCCACAUCAUCAUUGUGAGAGUUUUUAGUCAGCGCGUUGUCAAAAUAUGUUUUCCAAGUUACGUUUCUUUCUUUCGUUUGGUGAUGUCGUACUGUACCAAAAGAUUUCUUGGCAUCUGUAAAGAAAAAUUGACUAUAAUUUCUUGUUUUUGACGAAUUUUUUCUUUAUUCCACAUUUUUUCCCAAAUACUGUACGUAGACAUCGUGUUUUUAAAGAAAAUUGGACUAAUUUGUGGUGUUGCACUCUACCAAAGGCUUUAUAGAAAUCAACAAAUCGUUAACAUAUACAGUUUGUACAGUUUAACAACGUUUUUAUCCUUGUACAUAACAUUUUGUAACAUAUAUUCCUUUUCCUGCUUCUGUGACCUAGUCAGAAAGUAAAUGCGGUGUUUUUGUUGUAUAGAAAGUACCAAAUACUAUUUAAUCAUCAUAUUGUGAAGCCUGAAACGGAAAGCCACAACGAACAGGCAACAUUGAGUAUGUUUACCAACGCAAACAUGUAAAUAUUUAGGUACUGAAAAAAAAAUUGAAAAAGUUCUUUAUAUAUUUUUAUUAAUUUUAAUAUUGAAGUUUUGUAUAUACAUAAUGUGUAACUUUUGAAGUUGUCGCAGAUAACGAACAUGAAAUGGUGUUCGUUCUUUCGUUGUGGCUUGGACAUUUUAAGUUUCGAAGUGUCUUAUCGCGUUUAUUUAUUAAUUGAUAAAAAGUAUGACUGUUAAUAAAAAAACACAAAAUUGUUUCCCCCUCCUCCCAUUUAUGUUGUGUAUUUUGUAGGAUAGAACACUUGGAGGGACUUGUAUACUUAUUAUAAAAGUUGUAAUUUUUGUUUUAAAAUGUGUCCUCAUUUAUCCCUUAAAUUAUUGCUUAAUCCUAAGCUUAUACAUUUUGUUUGUAUUAUAAUUUAUGAUAAUUAUAAAAAAUAAACUCAAAUUUUACAUGA
Diabrotica virgifera virgifera (western corn rootworm) is the source of this 13022-nucleotide messenger RNA. It is a transcript of the gene faf, whose product is annotated as probable ubiquitin carboxyl-terminal hydrolase FAF-X. Gene Ontology annotation, biological process: cell migration; protein deubiquitination. The transcript has 17 exons. Gene Ontology annotation, molecular function: cysteine-type deubiquitinase activity; cysteine-type endopeptidase activity. Gene Ontology annotation, cellular component: cytosol; nucleus. The record is from RefSeq and is a predicted model, not a curated record. The coding region runs from base 382 to 7797 and encodes 2471 amino acids. Lineage: Eukaryota; Metazoa; Arthropoda; Insecta; Coleoptera; Chrysomelidae.